This is a messenger RNA of Menidia menidia (Atlantic silverside), 3477 nucleotides long. Lineage: Eukaryota; Metazoa; Chordata; Actinopteri; Atheriniformes; Atherinopsidae. The record is from the annotation of a GenBank genome assembly.
UGCCAUUCUCACCGGGAACGUGCAGUGACGAACAGAACGUACGCGUUCACGUUUCCGCGCGCGUAGCAAAGCAAGAUCAGAACAGGACGAAAGAUCCAGCGAGAGCCAGGCUGGGGCUUCCUGACCCGAGAGCGUUUUUCAAGGCGAAGUUGUCUCCGAGAGCGUUCCGAGAGGAGGGUUUUUUCUCUCUCUUUUAUUUGCGCAACUGCACCGCAUUUUGCACGAGCGGGCGGCGUAAGUUUGGCUCGACUCCGGGGCUAUCUGGGCUGAGAGCUUUUUGUUACGGGUAGGCACGGUAGGUCGUGCCGCACGGGGAGGAGAGAGGGACCGAGGGGGCAGAAGUUUCCGCUGGCUUGUUCUAUCUCUGCGGGACUGGUGGCGAAUCCGCAGGAAUGUCGCAGAAGGAGAGACCCACUUUCUACCGAGAGGAGCUCAACAAAACCGUGUGGGAGGUCCCGACGCGGUACCAGAACUUAUCCCCCGUCGGCUCCGGUGCUUACGGCUCCGUGUGUUCAGCGUUUGACCUGAAGUCGGCACUGAAGGUUGCGGUGAAGAAGUUGUCCAGACCCUUUCAGUCCAUCAUCCAUGCAAAGAGAACAUACAGAGAGCUGCGGCUGCUGAAACACAUGAAGCACGAGAACGUCAUCGGGCUCUUAGAUGUUUUCACACCGGCUACAAGCUUAGAGGAGUUCAAUGAUGUAUAUUUGGUGACGCACCUAAUGGGAGCAGAUCUGAAUAAUAUUGUGAAGUGUCAGAAGUUGACUGAUGACCACGUCCAGUUUCUCAUCUACCAGAUCCUCAGAGGCUUAAAGUAUAUCCACUCUGCAGGGAUCGUCCACAGAGACUUGAAGCCCAGUAAUCUGGCUGUGAAUGAGGACUGUGAGCUCAAGAUCCUUGACUUUGGUUUGGCGAGGCACACAGAUGAUGAAAUGACAGGAUACGUUGCCACCCGGUGGUACCGAGCCCCAGAGAUCAUGCUCAACUGGAUGCACUACAACAUGACGGUGGAUAUCUGGUCGGUGGGCUGCAUCAUGGCUGAACUGCUGACAGGACGAACGCUCUUCCCUGGCACAGAUCAAGCUUUAGAUAUAAACCAGCUGCAGCAGAUAAUGCGCCUGACGGGGACACCCCCGGCCUCCCUCAUAAGCAGGAUGCCCAGCCAUGAGGCAAGGAACUACAUCAACUCGCUUCCCCACAUGCCCAAGAGGAACUUUGCUGAUGUGUUUAUUGGUGCCAACCCUCUUGCGGUGGACUUGCUGGAGAAAAUGCUGGUCCUGGACACGGACAAACGGAUCACGGCGUCUGAGGCCCUGGCCCACCCGUACUUUGCUCAAUACCAUGAUCCAGAUGAUGAGCCUGAAGCAGAGCCUUAUGACCAGAGCUUCGAAAGCAGAGAGCUGGAAAUUGAUGAGUGGAAGAACUUAACCUAUGAUGAAGUUGUCAGCUUUGUACCACCGUCGUUAGAUGAUGGAGAUGAGAUGGAAUCCUGAGGACGAGGAGGGCUUUCUUCUUCCUUUUUUCCUUUCUUUUUUUAAAAUGCUCUGUAAAAACUGUCAGUUCCAGGUGACUAUCUAUUAUUUUGUCCAUGCACGCACACAACCAUGACAUUAAGUGCCUGCCAUCAUUCAUAUCUGGGGAUGUAGCAAAAUUAGGUGUAAAAAAAAACCAAUGUAGACAUCCUGUUCACCCACACCCCACCCCCCCAUCAACCCUGCUGUUUUUCUUUACUUGCAUCUCAGUUUCCCGAGGCAGACUUUGGACCUAAUGUUUAUUCCUCACAGAUAUUUAAGUUUCAUCUUUAACCCUGCUUCAAUUUACCAAUCUAAAAGUAUGCAACAUUUUAUUACAGAGAACUGAGGGAAUCAAACUAGUGACACAGGUUUUUUAAGUUGUUCUUGGCAGUAACUGCCAGAGUGGGGAAACAUUGAAUCAAGAUUGUUAAAAGAAAUAAAGUUCAGCCUUUAACACAUUGAGUUAAAUGCUUUUUCUGCAAGUAUAUCAAACUGAGUCAAUAUUACAGCAAACGGUAUUUGUAGAUAAGUAUUUUUGGCCAGACGGUUACCAUUUUGCAUAGGAGUCAUGAUUUACUGAGGCACAACUGAGCUCAAUUCUUCUAUAUCGAUUUGAUUUCUAGAGUUGAUCCUGAAACGGCAUUAGAUGAUAUUCUAUGUAAUUUAUUACAUGUGUGUAUAGGGUAGAAUAAAAAAACAUGUCAAAUAUUCACUCCAAGAAAUUAAAUUUUAGACUUCAUAUUUCUUAUUGUUGGAUUUGUAGAUUUGCUGUCGCAAUUUUUAUUUUCAUUUUUUAAGAGACAUAUGGGUUUAGGGAGCAUUGCUUAUCCAUUUCACCAAAUGCUUCAAGUUCCACUUUUCUGUCUCAUGAUGAGUUCACAGCAUCUGGUUCCGAUGAUCCAGAGCAUGAUGAAGCCUCGUUUGGCUGCAUAGUUUAUUCACACUUGAUGUUUUUCGUGUGAGCAUCAAUUGACCGUGUAAUUUAAUCACUUUGCAUUUCGAAACCACAUUACUAUUGGUGUUUGUUGAAUGUUUUGGGCCCCAGUUUGCCCUGUAUUUAUGAUCUUUUCUUAUAUCGUUUGUAUAUCAAUGUGAAAGAGGAUAUUAUUUGUCAGAAUUUAUGGUUUUUAUUAUUUAUAGAGAGCUUAUUGUACCAGAAUCCAAACGCUUCAUGUGUCCCCACAGUGGCUGCAGUUACAUCUAAAUCCAUAAUGUUAUCAACAGAUCUGUAUCGCUGAUAUUGAAUUUGAGAAACAUGCUAUGCAGUUUGUUUUAAGGGCAGCUGAGCAUGUAUGAAUCUUAUCUUCCUUUACCUACUGCCCUCCAAAUGAUCCUGUUCAUCAGGCAUCAAGAACGAAUAUGUUCUGAAGUAAAAACAAAAAGUAGAUCCUUAUGAAAUCACUGUUUUACAACAAUCAACAAACCACUAAAGUUUAAAACUUAAGCAUACAAAUAUUUCCAUUCUCCAGUGAAAUGACAUUUCCACGCCACACACAAACUGUUCCCUGUUGCUCUGGUUGUAUCAUCCGUGUCACAUCAGAUUUUUCAAAACUUGUUUAAUGUAUUUCUUUUCUCUAACAUAAUAUUUUACUGUGUGUUUAAUUGUUGAAUCAAUAUCUGAUGUUUUCUGUGAUUCUGUAAUAUUGAUCAGUUUAUGAGCCGUGCACCUAGUUGUCCAGCUGAAUGCCACAGCGGGACACACGCGUGUGUACGUUUACCCACUAGAUGCUGAAGGGCAGUGCAGACGCCUCAACAUGCCACACUCUCAACCAACCGUAUCAAUCGGAUUUUCAUCUCAUCCGUUUACCAUCCUCAGUAGCUUAUUUGGUUAUGCUUGCUUUGCCUUGUUUUGUUUUAGUUUUUUUUUGUUUUUACAUUUUCGACCACGUGUACUGAGACAGCAGGCCAUGCCAUCUGUAAAUACCACCAUGAGUAAAUAAAGGCUACUAUUUUUCAAAGCUGGAAA